This is a messenger RNA of Aspergillus tubingensis, 369 nucleotides long. RefSeq names its product metallopeptidase M24 family protein. The coding region runs from base 1 to 369 and encodes 122 amino acids. The transcript has 2 exons. Lineage: Eukaryota; Fungi; Ascomycota; Eurotiomycetes; Eurotiales; Aspergillaceae. The record is from RefSeq and is a predicted model, not a curated record.
AUGUCCCAAAACCGUCUCCCAGGCUCCACCCGCGGCGGCGCCAGCGCUCAACCCACACCAGCCAACAACUCCGGCGGAGGCAGUGGCUGGGGCGACGAGGGCUAUCCCAAGGGAGGAGGUCUAGGAACAGCGAACCAGACGUCGUCGGACGAUGGGGUUCCUUCCGACAUCCUCACCACGCCCGCCCUGCAAGGCAUCUCGCAGCAAAAGCAGGCCGCAGAGCAAAAGUUCAUGAGUCGGUGGGAUGAAGGACAUGAUCAGCGAGAGGGAACUUGUGCUACGGAGGAUCAUAGCUUCAUGGGCACGAAGCCUGGUGGGUCGGAUGCGUUGCCCGGUUGGAAUGUGCUGAAGGAUAAGUUGGGAUUGUAA